CUCUCUCUCUCUCUCUCUCUCUCAUUAUUUACACAAGUGACGACUGUUCUUCCAGUAAAGAGUGCUGGAGUAACACAAGUGAUUUAGCAACAUUUUCGAAUAACGCGACAUCCUGACAUUAAAGUCCAUAAAAUUAUAAGUAUCGAUCUGAACAGCUUGUGAAGAUGAAUUCCUGGCUCAAGCUCGCCCUUGCGGUGAUGGUAGUCUUCUGUUGCCAUGACGCCCUCUCCUGUCCAAAGCGAUGCACGUGCCACUUCAGCACCAAAACAACUGAGGUUGUGUGCCCUGAUGCUGGCCUAUCUCAUUUCCCUGGAGAUGGUCUCCCUGGCAACACCACCACCUUAACCAUCCAGUUCACCAACCUCAGCGUGCUGACCUCUCAAGACUUGGGAGCCAUCCCACUCCUGGAGGAGCUGCACCUGCCCGGCAACAAACUGAGCAGCUUACCAGUAGAUCUUCUGAAGGGCCUUCCUCACCUACACACCAUAGACCUCACAGAUAAUGAACUGCGGGAGCUUCCCCCAUGUGUUUUCCAUUAUGCUCCACUUCUUAACCUGGUGCUAAAAGACAACCGCAUCUCCAGCAUCCAUCCAGACUGGUUGCCCAACAACAGCAAUCUCAUUUGGUUAGACUUGUCAGGAAACAAGCUUGUAAAAUUCCCAAUGGCCCAACUUCAGAGUCUGAGCAACCUAAAGGUUCUGCAUCUCUCAGAGAAUAAACUUGAGGAGCUUCCAGUUGGGUGUCUAGAUGCUCACUCUUCUCUAGAGAGACUUCAUUUGGAGCAGAACAAAAUCCUGUCCCUGGAUGUAAAGGCCUUUAGCCACACUGCUAACCUAACUCACCUUUUCCUGCAGAAAAAUAAACUAGAGAGCAUCCCACCCACUCUUUUCCAGGGACUCGACCGCUUGGAGUAUAUUGACCUCAGUGACAACAGGCUGCAGUUUCUGCCCCCUGGCACAUUAGAUAUUAAUACCAGUUGGGUGGAGCUGAACUUUAACCCCUGGCAUUGUGAUGCUAAAAUAGAGUACCUGUGGAAGAAACUGAGCACGGAGUCCCUACAGUCAGAGCCCAAAUGUACUUCACCAGAGAACCUGAAAGACCGUAACAUCGCAACACUUUCCCGCAAAGAAAUUGGCCUGCCAGAGUAAGAGAAAUCUGAAAUGAAAUGGUUAGGAAAAUGUGAGGAAAACAAAUGUUUAAAAGAGUAGAGAACAACUGAUGCAAAUAAGGUACAGUAGACUUUUAUAGCUACGCACCACAUUGGAUGUUUAUGGUCAAAACAUACCGUGUAACAAUUGUUUUUUGUAAACGCAAGCAAGGUAUUGUACUUUGCAAAUAAAACAACAUUUAAGAACGUUGCUAACUGCACACAA
This is a messenger RNA of Xyrauchen texanus (razorback sucker), 1373 nucleotides long. Its product is annotated as leucine-rich alpha-2-glycoprotein. The transcript is spliced from 3 exons. Bases 165 to 1148 code for a protein of 327 amino acids. Gene Ontology annotation, cellular component: plasma membrane. Lineage: Eukaryota; Metazoa; Chordata; Actinopteri; Cypriniformes; Catostomidae. Gene Ontology annotation, molecular function: protein binding. The record is from RefSeq and is a predicted model, not a curated record.